Messenger RNA from Carica papaya (papaya), 2224 nucleotides. Lineage: Eukaryota; Viridiplantae; Streptophyta; Magnoliopsida; Brassicales; Caricaceae. The record is from RefSeq and is a predicted model, not a curated record.
UGUGGUUAUUUUGAAUUUGUCUUAGGAAAUAAUGGGGAAAAAAGUUAAGAAGAGGACUCGAGCACCUCCUAAGGAGAAGAGGGUUGUUGUUCAUUCUCCCAAAAAUUCUAGACAACAACCUAGUGUAAGUGAUGGGACUGUUCAGGAUGUAGUUGAAGUAGUCAACGAGAGAAAACCAUGUGUCCAUCUCCAAAAAGAAGUUGAUUUGGAAAAGUUGUCAGUUAAAAUUGGGUUCAGAGCUAUUAGGUGUGAAGAUUGUAGAGAAGGCGCCAACGAAAGGAGAGGGAGUAAAGGAAAGAGUAAACAAGGUAAGAAAGGAAGUGCUUCACUGGAUUCGAAGUCUGAGUCAAAAGCUAUCUGGGUUUGUUUACAAUGUGGGCAUUAUGCUUGUGGAGGGGUUGGAUUGCCAACAGGGGCUCAAAGCCAUGUGGUUCGGCAUGUUAGAUCAACUAGGCAUCAUUUAGUGAUUCAGUGGGAAAAUCCUCAAUUAUGUUGGUGCUUCCCAUGCAAUUUACUCCUUCCAGUUGAGAAAACAGAGGAAAACAGUGAAAAGGAAGACACGUUAGCAGGUGUUGCAAAAUUAAUCAAGGCACGAUCAAUAGAAAGGUCGUCAGUUGAUGUUGAGGAAGUUUGGUUCGGUGGUGGUAGUGUUACAAGUGAGGUCAAAUUAGAAGGCACUGUGUCAGGCAGUGUUACUGGAGGAGGUGGUUAUGUGGCAAGAGGCCUAGUUAAUCUUGGGAACACGUGCUUUUUUAAUUCAGUCAUGCAAAAUCUUUUCGCUUUGGAUCGAUUAAGGAAAUUCUUCUUGAAUGAGGACAUGUCUGCUGGACCUCUUAGUAUUUCAUUGAAGAAGCUCUUUUCUGAAACAAAACCAGAGGCAGGUUUGAAGAAUGUGAUAAAUCCAAGAUCCUUUUUCGGGUCCAUCUGUUCUAAGGCUCCUCAGUUCAGGGGAUAUCAGCAACAUGACAGUCAUGAAUUGCUUCGCUGCUUGCUUGAUGGCUUGAGUGCUGAGGAGUUGGGCUUGAGGAAAAAAUCUGGUGCUUCUGACACAAAUUUGAAUUCCUCCAAUGGAGAUUCCACUUUUGUGGAUGCUGUAUUUGGCGGUCAGAUUUCCAGUACUGUUUGUUGUGUUGAAUGUGGCCACUCCUCAACAGUGUAUGAGCCGUUUUUGGAUCUCUCACUGUCUGUUCCAACAAAGAAACCGCUGACUAAAAAGGCUCAAACUGUUGCCCGAGCAAAGAAAACAAAGUUGCCGCCUAAAAGUAGUGGAAAGAUUCAGUCAAAGCAUAAAAAAGAUGCACCAGGCAAAACUAUUUCAAACCCCUCAGCCAGCAGUGGAUCUCCAGAUCAAGGACAUUCAACUGAACCUCUUACUGCAAAGGUUUCUUCUGCAGAUGAUUCUGCUGAAUCAGGUUCUAUAGGCUCAAUUAUUGAACCUAAUGUAAGUGAUCCAGUUUCACAGAAUUCCUCUGUUGUCCCAGUUUCAAACAAUGAUCAAGCACUCCGUGAUACAACACAGCAAAAGGCUGCUCCAAUUGAUGACUUUACAUGGUUGGAUUACCUUGAACCAGGAACUAUGUCAGAUGAGAAUGACUCGACUUCAAUGAAUAAUGACAUUUAUGUUUUGCACGAUUCUAGCAGCAAAGAUAUGGCUGUGAAUGAUGUCUUAACGGAGAGCAGCGAGGUUUCUUUGGUUGGUGGAGAGCCACAUUUGAAAAGUAGUUCUUCUUCUGGUAAUCUCAGGAAAGAGGAUCUCCCUUUACAGGUUCAAGAUUCUGAAGUUUUGUUGCUUCCAUACAAAGAAGAAAGUUCUGCUAUCAUACAGGUGAUGGCAGGAGACGACGAGGCCUCCUCAUCAGCUGUGGGCUGUGGACAAGAUGCAUCGGAUUUUGAUGGCUUUGGGGACUUGUUUAAUGAGCCAGAGAUUGCUGAAGGGCCCAUAACUGGGCCAUCUUUAGGACCUGAAGUUGCAGGAACUGGUUUUACUGCAAGUAACAGCAGUGAAUCUGAUCCAGAGGAAGUUGAUAACUCAGAUUCGCCAGUAUCUGUAGAUAGUUGCUUGGGUCAUUUCAUAAAGCCAGAACUUCUCACUAAUGAUAAUGCUUGGAUUUGCGAGAACUGUUCAAAGAGCCUUCAACAUCAAAGGUUAGAAGAAAAGAAAGUUAAAAGGGCAUUGAAAAAUUUAACCAGUGGAGGUGAGACUCGGAGCAAAAUUGAUCCCGGG